AUGAAAAUACUUGUAAUCCUUUUUCUUGGCCUGGCUUUAAUCUUAGCAUUCCUUGGCACCAUUACGAACCGUUGGUAUCAAAGUCUUUCAAAUGAUUUUCAUGAAGGUCUAUGGUUGUUUUGUCAACGAUUUUCGAGUGAUUCAUCAUCAUCAACUUCAACAAUAAACUAUUGUCGUCGACAACCCUUUGUAAAAUCUCAAGCAUUAGCAAUAUCUGGUAUGAUACUAUUAUUCAUUGCAUUUGUUUCAUCGAUCGUUUAUUUUUAUCAAAAAACCGCUCGUUUACUUGUAUAUUUCAUUAUUUUAAUAUUGGUUGCAAGUACACUCUUGCUCAUCUUCAGUUAUUUACUUUAUUCUCGAAGUCCUCAUUCACGACAACUUGGUUAUUCGAUUUAUUUUAUGUUAAUUAGUAGCAUUCUUGUACUUAUUUCAACAGCAUUGAUUACAUUUUUAGCGAAAACAGUUCGACCACCUCCACCGACUAUCCGUUUGAACUGA
This is a messenger RNA of Adineta ricciae, 498 nucleotides long. Lineage: Eukaryota; Metazoa; Rotifera; Eurotatoria; Adinetida; Adinetidae. The record is from the annotation of a GenBank genome assembly.